Messenger RNA from Rubroshorea leprosula, 652 nucleotides. NCBI's taxonomy places the organism in Eukaryota, Viridiplantae, Streptophyta, Magnoliopsida, Malvales, Dipterocarpaceae. The record is from the annotation of a GenBank genome assembly.
AGGGUGCAAGCGCACAGCUUGAAUCAUAUUUCUUUGUCUUGAACAAAAAAAUAUACACACACACCUUUGGAGCUGAAGAAAAAGAAGGGAGAAAUGGAUCAAUCCUCGAUGGAGAAACUGAUCUAGUGACUUGGGAACCGGACAGAAUCGCGACGAUCACCAUCAAUCGGCCUAAGUCCCUCAACUCGUUGACCCGGGCAAUGAUGAAGAAUCUUGCUCAAGGGUUCAAGGCCCUGGGAAAGGACAAUUCCAUACGGGUUAUAAUCCUUACAAGGUCAGGUCGGGCGUUCUGUUCUAGCGUCGAUCUAACGGCGGCGGAGGACGUGUUUAAGGGUGAUGUGAAGGACCUGGAGUCUAAUACUGUUGCCCAGAUGGAACGGUGCCCCAAACCCAUUAUCGGAGCCAUUAACGGGUUCGCAGUCACCGCCAGGUCACAAGCAAUGUUUUCAAAACCGGACCGGUCAUUGAACCGUUUUCAGGUCUGGUUCCCGGUUUGACCGGUUCAACCGGUUAAACCGGUGAACCGGUCGGUUUAAACAAUAAGGAAGGUUUGAUGAGAGGAGCAAGCUAUAAGCAUGGAUUUUUUUAUUUGGUGUUGAUAAUUUUGUAAUUUUGUUAAAGUUAAAGGUUAAAAUGGGUAUAAGAAAGGAAU